GUGUGCGUCUGCAGCUCUUUGUGCAGCAGCGCACCGCGCCCUGAACGCCUCACUGCAGAUCCCUCCGCCAGGUGAGCCGGAUCGCGCUGCGCAGGUGAAGCUUUGUGAGUAUCGGAAUUAAAGAAAGGAAAGAGUCAUGGAGCCUCGACACUAAAAACCAGAACCAGAAACAGAAGAGACCAGAACCAGAACCCCGUUUCACUGAAUCCACCUCCCGCUGCGUUCAGGGACUGCGUUUGAACUCGACGACCGGAUUUACCUGAUCUGCGACCCGAACACCAGGUUGACGCCCCCCCUCUCUGAUGGCCCCCCGAUCCCCCCCCCCUCGCAGUGGGCGCAUCUGACUCCUCCCCCUCAUCUGACUCCUCCCCUUCCCCUGACCCCUCCUCUGACUCCUCCCCUCCCCUGCUCUACUUCCUGCCCCCCUCCCUCGCAGUAACCAUGGAUACGGAUACGGACGACACGCCCGGCUGUUACUACAACCAAAGCGUGAGGUUCUUCUACGAGGCGAGCGGGAAGAACAUCAGCACCCACUGGCGUGACCGUGACUACGUGAUCGUGACGCUCGGCAUGAUGGUGUGUUUCAUCGUCAUCUUCUCCAACCUGCUGGUGAUGGCGGCCAUCUUUAAGAACCGCCGCUUCCACUUCCCCAUCUACUACCUGCUGGGGAACCUGGCCGUGGCCGACCUGUUCUCAGGUGUGUCGUACCUGCACAUGAUGUUCCACACCGGCCCGUGGACCAUCAGGCUCACUAAGUACCGCUGGUUCCUCCGGCAGAGCCUCAUCGACACCAGCCUCACCGCCUCCGUGCUCAACCUGCUGGCCGUGGCCGUGGAGCGCCACCAGACCAUCUUCAACAUGCAGCUGCACAGCAAGAUGAGCACCAGGCGCGUCUUCGUCAUCAUCGUCUUCAUCUGGCUGCUGGCCAUCGUCAUGGGGCUGGUGCCCACGAUGGGAUGGCACUGCCUGUGUGACCUGACCAACUGCUCCACCAUGGCGCCCAUGUACAGCCGCAGCUACCUGGUGUUCUGGGCCGUGCUGAACCUCUUCACCUUCUCCGUCAUGCUGGCCGUCUACACACGCAUCUUCGUCUACGUGAGGCACAAGAGCCAGCAGAUGAGCCAGCACACGAGCCAGAUGAGGCACCGAGAGACCGUGUUCAACCUCAUGAAGACCGUCUCCAUGAUCCUGGGGUGCUUUGUGAUGUGCUGGACUCCGGCCCUGGUGGUUCUGCUUCUGGACGGCCUGGGCUGCGACAGAUGUAAAGUUCUGCGCUACGAGAAGUACUGCCUGGUUCUGGCCGAGUGCAACGCCUUCGUCAACCCCAUCAUCUACUCCUUCAGGGACAAGGACAUGAGGAGGACCUUCAAGGAGAUCCUGUGCUUCCUGUGCCGCAGAGGAGACGGAGACAAGAUCCCCUCCUCGGGGGUGCACUUUAACACGCUGGAGCACGAGAACUAUAAGUCUCGUGCUGCAGACCCCCAACUGAGCAGCACCAAUGGGACGCCUCUGAUCCAUCGACAGGAAGCCCCGCCCCCUUCAGAGACCUGAGGAGGAAGAAGAGGAGGAGGAGGAAGAGGAGGAGGAAGAAGAGGAAGACGGAAGCAUUUUGAAUCAGUUGUUAGAGUCCCGUUUCCUGUCUCUAAAAGGGGUUUUAUUCCACAUUAAAGUGAACAUCUUUGAACUCUGAGACCCUUCGAUUGGUCCAGAGGUCAGUCUGAGGGAGAGCCUGUGAUUGGUCCAGAGGUCAGUCUGAGGAUGAAGGAGAGCCUGUGAUUGGUCCAGAGGACAGUCUGUGGACUCAGAGACCCUGUGAUUGGUCCAGAGGUCCAGUGGAGGGCCUCCUCUGUUUACCUGCAGAACAAACAGGGACAUGUUUCUAUAUUUUCAGGAAUGAAAGGCGUCCUGUGGGUUGCCAGGUUGGGAGGAUGUGUCCUGUGGGUUGCCAGGUUGGGAGGAUGUGCAAACUGCUCUGUUUUCUUUGCAGAGCUGCAUCCAGUCGUUCCUUAUUGUUUAAAGCUUUUGUCCAGCCUCUACCUUUUUGUAUGAACAUGUUUUUAUUUUAAAUUGCCACCACUUUAGUGCAUCUGUCUCAUCGUCCUGUUUAUAGAUCCUUUUCCUGCAUUUCUUAGAUUGUAGUUGAACUUUCUGAUGUAAAGACAUGUUACAGAUUGAUAAGGAUUCAAGUGUUUCUUCCCAACAUCAAUAACAUGUGUUUAAAUGUGUGUUUGAUUCACACACAAAUGAGCAUUUGUUUAAACCUGUGACUAAAACAAAACUCUGAAACACCAAAUCAAACCUGGCAACCCGUUCUCAUUACCAGCUGAUCUGAAAAGCCUUAAUUAUCAUCCUGUUCAAAGUGUAAUAAUCUGCUUCAUGAGACCAUUUUAAAUAAUGUGUUUAUAAUUAGUUUUUACCUUUUAUUUUUAUAAUCAUUUUUACAAAAAUGCUCUGAAAUUUCCUCCAAAAUGUUUCCUGUAAAUUCUAUGUUUGCACAUUUCUUUUGGCAGUCGCUGGAAAGUUGGAAAUGAAGCUUUUAUUUGUUAUGUUCUUGCGGCUGUUUGCAUCUUUAUGAAGAAUACUUUUGUAAAUUGUGAUAAAGGAUAUUUAUAAUGUACAGUAUAUGGUGCGACUCAAAGAUAAGGGAAUUCAAACGUUCUCUUUUCCAGAACUGCUUUUCUCACUUUAAAGGGAAAUAAUGCAGCAGCUUUAUUUUAAUACUGAAAAUUAAAGAUGUUUUUUGACUCGUG
This is a messenger RNA of Trematomus bernacchii (emerald rockcod), 2750 nucleotides long. RefSeq names its product lysophosphatidic acid receptor 2-like. The transcript is spliced from 5 exons. Gene Ontology annotation, molecular function: lysophosphatidic acid receptor activity. Gene Ontology annotation, biological process: G protein-coupled receptor signaling pathway. NCBI's taxonomy places the organism in Eukaryota, Metazoa, Chordata, Actinopteri, Perciformes, Nototheniidae. The coding region runs from base 442 to 1551 and encodes 369 amino acids. The record is from RefSeq and is a predicted model, not a curated record. Gene Ontology annotation, cellular component: membrane.